AUGGCGGCCGCAGAGCGACGGCCGAUGCCACUGCAGGUGGCAAUGGCCGUCCUUGCGAAGCCUCUGCCCCGGGAAGCGUCUGAGGCUCUGACUCACGACGAGCAGUUCUCGGCCGCCGCUGGAAGCGCAGGGAGUGCGGGCUCCUUGACAGAGCCCUACGAGGAAUCUUCAAGCACACUUGACGGGCCCAGAGCGAUUCCGGACUUGGACGACCUGCUGUCC
Messenger RNA from Symbiodinium sp. CCMP2592, 222 nucleotides. The record is from the annotation of a GenBank genome assembly. NCBI's taxonomy places the organism in Eukaryota, Dinophyceae, Suessiales, Symbiodiniaceae.